GGCCCCGCGGUCCCCGCGAUCCCCGCCGCCCCCGGCCCCCGCCAUGGCGCUGAGCGAGCCCAUCCUGCCGUCCUUCUCCACCUUCGCCAGCCCGUGCCGCGAGCGCGGCCUCCAGGAGCGCUGGCCGCGGCCCGAGCCCGAGGCGGGCGGCACGGACGACGACCUCAACAGCGUGCUGGACUUCAUCCUGUCCAUGGGGCUGGACGGGCUGGGCGCCGAGGCCCCGGAGCCGCCGCCGCCGCCGCCGCCCGCCUUCUUCUACCCCGAGCCGCCCCCGCCCUACGGCGGCCCCGCGCCCGACGCGGGUCCCGCGCUGCACGGCCGCUUCGUGCGGGCGCCGCCCGCGCGCCCGGUCAAGGCCGAGCCCCCCGAGGCGGACGGCGGCGGCUACGGCCGCGCGGGGCCGCGGGGCCCGAAGCGCGAGGCGGGGCUGGGCGCGGCGGCCGCCUGCAUGCGGGUCCCGGGCGCGCGGCCCCCGCCGGCCGACACGCCGCCGCUCAGCCCCGACGGCCCCGCGCGCCUGCCCGCGCCCGGCCCGCGCGCGCCCUUCCCGCCGCCCUUCGGCGCGCCCGGCUUCGGCGGCCCCGCGCCCGGCCUGCGCUUCGCGGGCCCCGCGGGCCCCGCCGCCGCCGCCUUCGGGCUGUUCGAGGACGCGGCCGCCGCCGCCGCCCUGGGCCUGGCGCCGCCCGCCGCGCGCGGGCUCCUCACGCCCCCCGCGUCCCCGCUCGAGCUGCUGGAGGCCAAGCCGAAGCGCGGCCGCCGCUCGUGGCCCCGCAAGCGCACGGCCACGCACACCUGCAGCUACGCGGGCUGCAGCAAGACCUACACCAAGAGCUCGCACCUCAAGGCGCACCUGCGCACGCACACAGGAGAGAAGCCUUACCACUGCAACUGGGACGGCUGCGGCUGGAAGUUCGCGCGCUCGGACGAGCUCACGCGCCACUACCGCAAGCACACGGGCCACCGGCCGUUCCAGUGCCACCUGUGCGAGCGCGCCUUCUCCCGCUCCGACCACCUGGCGCUGCACAUGAAGAGGCACCUGUGACCCCGUGACCCCGCGCCCGCGCCCGCGCCGUGACUGUGACUGUAUUUAUUGGACCCAGGACCGGGCCGGGCCGCGCGGCCAUCCCGUCCCCACCGCAGGCCGGGGGGCGAGCGGCGCAUCCCAGAGGACGCGGGAGCGGCCGCCGCGGGAGCGCGCGCCCCCGGGACCGUCCGCCGCGUGCGUGCCCGCCGUGCGUGCCCGCCGUGCGUGCCCGUGACCGAGAGUGUAAAUGAAUGUAAAUAGCCGACGGCUUUCGUUUUUA
Dipodomys spectabilis (banner-tailed kangaroo rat) is the source of this 1307-nucleotide messenger RNA. It is a transcript of the gene Klf2, whose product is annotated as Kruppel like factor 2. Gene Ontology annotation, molecular function: RNA polymerase II cis-regulatory region sequence-specific DNA binding; DNA-binding transcription factor activity, RNA polymerase II-specific. Lineage: Eukaryota; Metazoa; Chordata; Mammalia; Rodentia; Heteromyidae. The record is from RefSeq and is a predicted model, not a curated record. Gene Ontology annotation, biological process: regulation of transcription by RNA polymerase II.